AUGCCGCCCCGCAGGCCGAAAACGACGCGACGACCCGCGGGCGCGUCCUCCCGGGGGAGGGCGCCCGCGACGGAACCCUCGUGGGCGCACUCGCAGGCGAUCGAGCUCUUGAACGACGCGAAGCUCGCGACCGACGCGAGCGCGAAGACGUCCGCGCUCAAGGCGCUCACGGAGCUCGUCCUGCGAAAAGAUCCGAACGGACUCCUCGCCGAGUUCCUGACGCCGCUCCUCGAGCUCCAGGUGGACCCGACGCCGGCGGCGCGCAAGUACGUCGCGAGCCUGUGCGAGGAGGUGGUCGUGAGCCACCCGGAUCACAUCGUCCCGUGCGUCGGCGCGGUGCGCGCGCUGCUGAAGGACGAGACCCCCGUCGUGGUGAAGACCGCGGCGAAGAGCGGGCAGGUCAUCUUUCGCGAGGCGCUGAUCCAGGCCGCGACGCUCGGGGAGGGUCCCGCGGUGCCGAAGCACGUCACCGAGACGUGGGCCGCGGCGCGCGCGAUCAAGGACGACGUCCGCGCGCUCGUGCUGAGCGAUCGCGCGAACGACGGCGUUCGCAUGCAAGCUGUCAAAUUUCUCGAAAAAGUCGUGCUCCUGUUCCACGGCGUCGACUGGGGCGCGUCGAUCGUCGCGCACGACCACGCGACGCUGUCCAUGGACGAGCUCCAGACGGAGGCGGACGAUCUCAUCGGCGUGCUGUUGGAGUGCCUGAAACCGGACGCGUGCGCAAAGCAGAGCGGCACGGUCACGCUCGUGAUGAUCGGCGCAGCCGCCAACGUCACGACCAAGCUGCCGAUGUACGCCGCGUUCGUCCUCCCCGCGCUCCUCGAGCUCGCGGCGUCCUACGCGGGCCAGACGGAGGACGCGGCCACCGCGGCGAGCGCGAGCGCGAGCAAGGAGCUCAGAGGGACGCUGCUGAACGCGCUGAAGAGCGGCGCGCGGGAGAUGGAGCCGUUCAGAACGGAGAUAGAGACGGCGCUCACCGAGCUCGGCGCGGGCGACGCCGUCGACGCGUGGAGACGACAGACGGAGCGCGCCGACGCGAAACGGAAAGAACGCGAGGCGGCGGCGGCGGCGCGAGGCGGCGGGGACCGGGACGCGGACGACCGCGCGAAGCGGCGGCGGACGGAGGACGGAGGCGGCGACGGUCCACAUUCCGGGGGUGCCGGUGACGGUUCGUAUUACGACGCGCGGCCGACGGACCCCGGGCUCGUCGCGCAGGUGCUCUCCACGAUCGCGUCGCUCGCGUAUUCCGACCGCGCGAUGCUCGACACCUUCGUGAGGCAACUCGGACCCGCCGUCCUCGCGGACGUCGUGAUGGCGCAGACGAUGGAGAACUUGCACCUCGUCGGGGGGCGGACGAUGAUCGACGUCCAGGCGGGGAUGGGACGCGGCGUCGAGGGGAUCAUCGAGCGCGCGGCGGCGCUGCACGCGGCGGGGGUUCGAGAGGGCGCGGCGCCGGGCGCGGGGGGGACGGGUCGGGCGGCGGAUCCGCACGGCGCUGUGAGUAACAUGGGCGCCGCGGGCGUGCAGUGCGCGCUCGCGGCGCGGUUGGCGACGUCCUCGGUCGCGGCGUCGUUGGCGAGCGAGGCGGCGGCGGCGGCGGCGCGCGAGGAGGACGACGACGAGGAGGAGGAGGAGGAGGAGGACGCCGGCGGCGCAUUCGCCGUCGGCGGCCGGCUCCCGGAAGGGUGCGGCGGGUUGCUCGUCGCGCCCCCCGGCGGGAGCGCGCACAGACCGCCCGCGGCCGCGGGGUUCAUCGACUACCUCGUUUCGUCGCUGCCGGACCCCGCGGCGGUGAACGCGGGCGCGAGGCUGCUCGCGGCGAUGUUCGUGAACGAGACGAUGGACGACAUGGAACGCGGCGACGGCGGGGGGCGUCUCGCGGGCGCGUCGAAGAAGGGAAUUAACGCGAAGACGAUGAUGGGCGGAUACGCGCGGACGCUGAUGACGAUCGCGGUCGGUCUCGUGGCGUCCGACUCGGCCGCGCGCGCGGAGCAUCUCCCGAAGCUUCUCGUGGACGCGCCGCACGUGCCCCCCGCGGCGACGCGGCUGCUCCGCGCGAUGUGCCAGCUCCCUCUGCCGCCGCUCCCCGCGUCCACGGCGAACGCGUCUUCGAAGACGUCGUCGGACGAGGGCGGCGGCGGCGGCGUCGCGUCGGUCGUCGACGCGCUCGGGUUCGAGGUCGCGGACAAGGAGCGCGUCGUCAAGUGGGGCGGUCGCAAGAUCCCGAGGAACGCGGAGACGGUGACGCUCGCGCUGAGCGCGUUGCAGACGAUCAUCGACCGCCGGCCGACGUGUCGCGCGUCGUGCCUCGAGAUCGCGCUCGAGUGCGCGACGCACGCGGACGAGACGAUUCGCGGCAAGGCGAUUCGCGUCGUGUCGGGGGGUUUACACCAGCUCCCGCACCUCGCCGCGGGCAUCGAGGCGUACGCGGCGCAUCACCUGGGAGAAGCCGCGCGCGAGGGCGCCAAGGAGCUGGAUAAGGCGAGGGCGCUCGCGGCGAAAGCGGCGGCGUCCAUCGCCGCGGACGUGAAGAAGAAGAAGGACGCGGAGGACGCGCGUCUUCGGAAGGCGGCGGCGCUGAAAGCGGAGGCGGAGGGCCGGAGCGUCGAGGACGUCGAGAAAGCGCUCAAGGAAGCCAAGCAAGGCAAGGAAGGCAAGGAUUCUGAAGAGGAGGCGGCGGCGAACGCGAUGCGCGCCGCGGAGGAGGCGGAGGCGAGGACGCUGCGCGCCGCGUCGGCGGCGGCGAUCGCCGCGACGUCGCGGCACCUCCUCUUGUUUUGCGCGCUGUGCCACAAAAAGCCGUCGCUUCUGCGGCCGCUGUUUCAAGCGUACGCGGACCUCCCGCCCGAGCUCCGCCCCGCGGUGGUCUCGAACGCGUCGUUCGACGGGCUCGUCCGCGUCGUCGGCCCGACGUCCGAGGCGCUCGUGGAGAUCAUCCGAUCCCCGCCGAAGGGUUCGGAGUCGCUCGCGCUGCGCGCCGUCGAGGUCCUCGCGGACGUCGUCGACGCGAUGAACAGAGUCGACGAAGCCCCCGCGCUCGAGGGCGGCGCGGUUCCGCCGCCGCCGCCGCCGAAAGCCGCGCCCGUCGCGCUCGUGCAGGCUGCGGAGGCGCUCUCGGAGGCGUGCGGCGGCGACAUCAAGUACGUGAUGCCGCUGACGAGCUCGCUCAAGAAGGACGUCGUCGCCAAGUCUCUUCUGCCGCGCGUCGUCGGCGUCGACGUCGACGCCUUCCGCGAGGUGCUCGACCGUCUCACCGCGACGACGCCGGCGAAGCCGCUGACGGCGACGGAGAUCUUGAUCGCGCUGCACGACGUCGACCCGGUGCGACACGGCGUGCCGCUGAAGAAGAUCAUAGACGCGUGCGGCGAGUGUUUCAAUCGCCCGGACGUCUUCACGCCGGAGGUUGUCGCCGCGGCGUUGCAAAAGAUGGUGGAGGCGACGCCGCUGCCGCUGCUGUUCAUGCGGAGCGUGAUCCAAGCGGAGCAAGCGGCGCCGAGCUUGCGGGAGUUCACGCUGGGGCUGCUGCGGACGUUGACGCGGCGGCAAGUGUGGAAGAUGGACGGGAAGAUUUGGGAGGGCUUCUGCAGGUGCGCGAAGCGCGCGACGCCGCGGUCGUUUCCGGUGAUGAUCGACCUGCCCCCCAAGGCGCUCGAGGAGCUACUGAAUAAGGCGCGUUCUAUUUCCACACUGGUCCCCAUACCAUACACCGCGUCGGCACCCGUGGUGAACGCCGUUCCUUGA
Micromonas pusilla CCMP1545 is the source of this 3741-nucleotide messenger RNA. RefSeq lists its product as uncharacterized. Bases 1 to 3741 code for a protein of 1246 amino acids. Gene Ontology annotation, cellular component: mRNA cleavage and polyadenylation specificity factor complex. The transcript has 3 exons. The record is from RefSeq and is a predicted model, not a curated record. Lineage: Eukaryota; Viridiplantae; Chlorophyta; Mamiellophyceae; Mamiellales; Mamiellaceae.